GUGCGCGUGCGGAUUGCGGUCGCCAUAGGUCGUGACGUAGCAAAGAGUUGCGAGAGAGGGUGCGCAGUGUGUCAUCGGCAGGUCUCCGGUGAGAGAGAGAGAUAGUGCAGCGAGUCCCCGGGGCCGGUGGAACUGAUCCGGAGCGAACAUGCUCAACAUGUGGAAAGUGCGGGAGCUGGUGGAUAAAGCCACCAAUGUGGUAAUGAAUUAUUCAGAAAUAGAGUCUAAGGUUCGAGAGGCAACCAACGAUGACCCCUGGGGACCUUCUGGGCAGGUCAUGGGAGAGAUAGCCAAGGCAACAUUCAUGUAUGAGCAGUUUCCAGAAUUGAUGAACAUGUUGUGGCAGAGGAUGCUGAAAGACAACAAAAAGAACUGGCGUAGGGUUUACAAGUCCUUGCUGCUGCUGGCGUACCUCAUACGGAACGGAUCGGAGCGAGUCGUCACAAGCGCUAGGGAGCACAUUUAUGAUUUGAGAUCCUUGGAAAAUUACCACUUUGUAGAUGAAAACGGCAAAGACCAGGGCAUUAAUAUAAGACAGAAGGUUAAAGAAAUGGUAGAGUUUGUCCAGGAUGAUGACCGGUUACGAGAGGAAAGGAAAAAAGCCAAGAAGAACAAGGACAAAUAUGUUGGGGUUUCCUCGGACAGUGCUGGGGGGUUCAGAUACAGUGAAAGAUAUGACUCUGAGCCCCGGGCAAAGUGGGACGAGGAAUGGGAUAAAAAUAAAAACAGUUUUCCAUUCAGCGACAAGUUGGGAGAGUUGAGUGAUAAAAUUGGCAGCACCAUAGAUGACACCAUUAACAAGUUCCGACGGAAAGACCGGGAAGAUUCUCCAGAGAGAGGGAGUGAUAGCGAAGAAGACAAAAAGGCGAACAGAGCCAAGCAGACAGGGGAAUUUAAAGAUGAGGAGGAAAUGGUAACCACCAAACACGUCCACAUUACUCAGGCCACAGAGACCACAACCACUCGCCUCAAACGCACAGCAAAUCCGUCCAAAACCAUAGACUUAGGAGCCGCCGCUCAUUAUACUGGAGACAAAGCCAGUCCUGAGAUCACCUCUUCCACUCUGUCAUCCAAGACGCCUAGUGCUGAAUCUGUUAAGAAAUCUGGAAAUGACCUGGUGGAUCUAUUAUUUGAUUCUGGACGGAAAACAGCUGAUCCUUUUGGUGAAUUUGCAGACUUUAGCUCACCUGCUGUAGUGUCUUCCAGUGCCUCUGCAUCACAAGCUCCAGCAUCAAGCGGCAAUGGGGAAUUUGGUGAUUGGGGAACAUUUAGUCAAUCCGUGCCUAGUCCUGCUGUUCCAUCAACAGAUUUGUUUGGAGUUGUCUCGCAAACCAGUACAGACAUGUUUAUGGCAUCUCAUCCUCAAGCCCCUUCUGCUGACAGCAACAAUGCUGAUCUCUUUGAUUUAAUGGGCCCUACACACUCCACCAUGAGUACCUCCCAGAGUAUGAAUUUAUCAAUGAUGAGCUCCAACAGUAUUGGGAUGUCAUUGCCCAUGUCAAGAUCUCAGCCCUUACAGGCAAUGAAUAUGGGUCUCCAGAAACAAAACACACUUCCUGCUCAAGGAUUAGACUUGAAAGGAACAGGGAAAUCGUUGCCCUCCACUUGGUCGGAUCCCAGUGUUAACAUCUCACUAGACAGUCUCAUUCCAGGCAUGCAGCCCUAUAAACCCACACAGCCCACGCUCAAUGCCAUGAUGCAACAUCAAAAUGUUCAACAGCCUGUUGGCAUGAUGUCACAGAGUUUUGCAAGUAUGAACAUCAGCGCAAGCCCUGGCAUGAUGCCCAUACGCCAACCAACAAGUCCCGUUAUGGCAGGAGGCAUGGGUAUCCCCAGCAUGAUGACUGGCACCAUGGGCAUGACUGGAGUAGCAGUCCCUCCUGUGAUGAACCAGGGCAUAAUGGGAAUGGGAAUGCCUAACACAAUCGGGAUGCCCAUAGGAUUAGCUCCAGGUGCCGUGCCGCCCAAACAAGAUGCCUUUGCAAACUUUGCCAACUUCAGCAAAUAGAAGCUUUAUCUACCCACCCAAAUCACUGGUGGGAUAUGAAGGAUUUUUAGCUGCACAAAGGAAAGAGGAUGUAUUGGAGUACUGCAUUAAAACAGAGCCUGAUCCUCCACGUCUGACGAAUACCUUUUUAUAAAUGAAUAAAAUAAACUUCCAGGCGAGCUCUUUUCAAGCGAGAGUUGGGGCCCCAGAAAUGGGGUCACACCUAGCCUGCUCAGUCUUGAGCACUAUUGCCUUUAUGUAUCAGACAGGUUUAGGCAGACAUUGACUGGCUGCCAUCAGGGUAUGUAAUAGGGCUCUUCUGGGUUUUGUAUGACUGGUUUCUGAUUUAUGCCUGUGAGUAAACAAAUACACAACCUGCAUUUAACUUGACACAUUCCUGCCCACGUGACCAUUAGGCAGACUCUAUACCAGGGAUGGUAAAACUUUGGCUCUGCAUACUGGGAAAUGCAAUUCAUAACAGAGUACCAAAGUUUUGCCGUGAUUAUAUACAUAUAUAUAGAUCUAUAUAUAUUUAUAUAAAUAUCUCACUGAGUUACUUGCACUGUUAUGUGUUUGCAGUUUUUAAAGAUGACCUCCAGUUUUGAGAUUUAUUCUGCCCCCUUUU
Messenger RNA from Pelobates fuscus (common spadefoot toad), 2612 nucleotides. It is a transcript of the gene CLINT1, whose product is annotated as clathrin interactor 1. Gene Ontology annotation, molecular function: clathrin binding; phospholipid binding. Gene Ontology annotation, cellular component: endosome; plasma membrane; clathrin vesicle coat. The transcript has 12 exons. NCBI's taxonomy places the organism in Eukaryota, Metazoa, Chordata, Amphibia, Anura, Pelobatidae. The coding region runs from base 149 to 2008 and encodes 619 amino acids. The record is from RefSeq and is a predicted model, not a curated record. Gene Ontology annotation, biological process: endocytosis.